AAAAACAAACUCGUUCCUCUCGUUGUCCGCGCCGCGUCCGCCAGAAAAAUCUUUGAAAAGCGCAUCUCCGUCGGAUGGGAUCAUUGGUAAGUCGUUCAGUGCCAGCAAACAUGAGUGGACCAGUUGCGGAAUUUGUGAAAAGUGCCAUCGCCAAGGACAAAGUGGUCAUCUUUUCCAAAACCUACUGCCCGUACUGCACCAUGGCGAAGGAGCCCUUCAAGAAACUCAACGUGGAGUAUGCCUGCUAUGAGUUGGAUAAACGUAACGACGGUGAUGAAAUUCAAUCCGUUCUUGGCGAGUUGACCGGGGCCCGCACGGUACCACGAGUGUUCAUCGACGGUAACUUCAUCGGUGGUGGCACCGAUAUUAAGAAGAUGUACGAUGAUGGUCGGUUAGCGAAGUUGUUUGCUUAAACCAGCCCCUCGUUCUAGACAUACUGUCUUUAAAGUUGAAUUAUACACUUGGCUACUUUCUCUCUUUUGCGUUGCCGUGCGGAAUAAACAGUAACGUCUUGUGAGCUUUGUUAUAAAAUCUAUAA
Molecule: messenger RNA, 538 nt
Organism: Anopheles darlingi
Lineage: Eukaryota; Metazoa; Arthropoda; Insecta; Diptera; Culicidae
Exons: 3
Coding region: 75-413 (112 amino acids)
Biological process (GO): cellular response to oxidative stress
Cellular component (GO): cytoplasm
Molecular function (GO): glutathione disulfide oxidoreductase activity
Source: RefSeq, a predicted model, not a curated record